GGCCUGUGCAGAACAAGCAUAAAGCCAGCUGACAGUAAUUAACACGCGCUUACCAAUUUGUUUGGAGAAUUAACCGAAGUUCCGAUUUAAUUCAAAGUUUGCAAUGAGUUCUGUAGAAGCAGCAGGACCUCAAUUUGGGGCUCCUAUUCCUGGAGUGCAAUACCCGCUCAAAGUUCUUUAUUGUGGCAACUGCAGCCUACCUUUGGAGUAUUGCGAGUUCUAUCCAGACUAUGAGAAAUGCAAGCAGUGGCUGGAGAAAAACAUGCCCAAUGAGUUUGAAAGAGUGCUGCAACUGCAGGGCGAGUCCAAAGAAGACGAUGCUGGCGAAGAUGAGAAGAAAAGGCAAAAGAGAGGAGGCAAAGGGGUGUUAAAGACUAAGAAGAAGGAGGAGGUGCCUAAGAAAAUUUGUUUGUCAAGAGCUCCAAGAGGAAAAAAGAAGUCUGUUACGGUUGUGACGGGAAUGAGCACUUUUGGCGUUGAUCUCAAGGUGGCUUCUAAAUUCUUUGCACAAAAAUUUUCCUGCGGCUCCUCUGUUACCGGAGAUGAUGAAAUUGUCAUACAGGGGGAUGUUAAAGACGAGUUAUUUGAUAUCAUUCCGGAAAAAUGGCCCGAGAUUGAUGAAGAUUUCAUUGAUGACUUGGGUGAUCUGAAGAGAUAAGCUCUAUUUAUAAUAAGUAAGAAGCUAGAAAACGUCAUUUUUAUAUGUUUCACGUGUUCUUUAUUUUAAAUUAUCGUUUAAUACAUGCUAAUUACAUUUAAGAUAUAAAAAAUAA
Messenger RNA from Cloeon dipterum, 773 nucleotides. It is a transcript of the gene DENR, whose product is annotated as density-regulated protein. Lineage: Eukaryota; Metazoa; Arthropoda; Insecta; Ephemeroptera; Baetidae. The coding region runs from base 104 to 658 and encodes 184 amino acids. The transcript is spliced from 5 exons. Gene Ontology annotation, molecular function: mRNA binding; translation initiation factor activity. Gene Ontology annotation, biological process: translation reinitiation; formation of translation preinitiation complex. The record is from RefSeq and is a predicted model, not a curated record.